Molecule: messenger RNA, 1638 nt
Organism: Aspergillus ochraceoroseus IBT 24754
Lineage: Eukaryota; Fungi; Ascomycota; Eurotiomycetes; Eurotiales; Aspergillaceae
Product: protein phosphatase regulator REG1
Exons: 2
Coding region: 1-1638 (545 amino acids)
Biological process (GO): cellular response to glucose starvation; protein catabolic process in the vacuole
Source: RefSeq, a predicted model, not a curated record
AUGACUGCCGUGCUUCCCUCCUCCCGAGAGGGCCAUUCGUGCUUUUCUCCAGAUCCCCUCCGAUUCCCGACCACCCAGAGAUAUUUCCUAGGACACCCAGACGAUGCCAUGGAUAAACCGAUAGUGCAUGAUCUCCCGUCCAAGGAGUAUCCCAGCCCGAUCUCGUCCUCUGCGUCUUCUUCCAUCCCACCCUCCCCGGAUUUCACCCCAACUGCUGCAGAUCCCUUCUUCCCGUCCACCCCGACGAGUUCGUUCUCUCUCAAUGGCCAGGACGACCCAGCUGAUGCGGAGAUAUUGUUACCCUGCUAUGAUAGAGAUUUCCCUCACAGGGAAACGAGCACCCUGAGCGAAGUCUCCCUUGAUUCGUUGACGGACCAGCAACGCUCUUCCCCCCAGACCCCUGCCGCCGAUGACAGUUCCAUUGAGGAGGAGCCGUCGCGGCAUGUUGACUAUCUGUCCCAUGAGUGGAAAGAGGAGGAUAUUUGGGCUUCCUGGCGCUACGUGGUCGCUCGCAGGCGGAUCUACGAUAAUGGCGUGCGGUUAGAGAACGCAUCGUGGAGAACAUGGGCAAAACUAAAACAAAACCUCGGCACAGUAUCGCCAGAGGCUCUGAACUGGUUAAAAGACUGUGAUGUAACAUGGUUGUAUGGCCCGUUGAAAGCUUCCACCGUGCGCGAGAAAGUGUUGAAUGUCUCUCCUCCUCCCAGCUGCUCGGAGACGCCCACCCUAGAUAUGGAUCGAAAAUCAAUCCUGAAAAAGCGAACAGCGUCGGAGACUAUUCUACAACGUUCUCUGUCCCAGCACACUCUUCUGCAACAUGCGGGUGCUAUUCUCAUGGCCCAAGAGGCCGAGCAUUCUCGCAGUCGGCCCACAUUUUCUAGCUAUCCCUCUGAUUUUGGCCCAAUGGUCAAUAAAUCCUAUUCCAACCCCCUCCAGACUCCGCUCGAUGGGACAGCGACGAAUACUUCGCUUUCAGGCGUCAGUUCGCCCAGCGAACAACGCCACAUUCACUUCAAUGAUGAAGUGGUACAAUGCAUCGCGGUAGAGGCAAAAGAGGACGAUGAAUGGCCUAAUGCAUUGGGAGACGAUUAUGCAUUGGGAGAUGAUUCAUCCUCAGAUGACGGUAUCGUAAUGAAACCAGGCCCCCUCGAUGCUUCGGCCAGCGGGAGAAGCACUCCUCGUGGCAGCUUUAGCAGCGAAAACAAAACAAUUGCCCCACUCCCAUCUACUACGCUGAAGUAUCGCGGCGAUACUCCAGACCCCUUACCUAGCUCAAUUAUGAAUCGUUGGUCCGGGUAUCUUUCCGGAUCCCGGUCAUCAUCUUCGUUUUCCCUCGAAACGAUCCGGCCGUCUGACCGGUCUUCUAAUGCUGCCUCUUUGGACGAGGAUACUAAUGAUCUAGGGUUCGAUUGGGACCCUACCAAAGAUUUGGACCACUCCUACCGCCCAUGGUUUGUGAACUCGACGGAGGAGGACGACGAUCAGCUUGACCAGAACCAUCAACUUGCGUCGAUGGGAUUUCCAACUUACGACGAGGCGGAACCCUUGAAUACUAGCAUUUUUGACAAAGUCGUUGAUACUGUCAACACUGCGAAAGACAUCGCCCACGUAAUCUGGAACGUCGGUUGGCGGCGAUAA